GUUGUACUGUUUUUUUUGAUCUUUAGUUAUGGUUCUUUUUUAAUUUAUGACUGUUCAAAUGAUAGUUUAAACUGUAUAACUGUCAUUUCAGCUGGGUCUUUUCUUGUUAGGGUUUAAUAUGAAAGGGUUUUGAUUAUUUUGGGGGCUUUUAAAAAUGUUUUGCUAUUUAAUUAAGCUAUUUUGACGAGAUUUAUUGUGCUUUUAUGGGAAUUAGAAGACUUGGGUUGACUUCAAUUUUGGUGGGUUUUUCUUGAAGAUUUUGUUUUUCGUUUGAUAAGGAGGGGUUCCCACUGAUGUUCCGGAAUCGAGAUUGUGGAAUAUAUAACAUUUGCAGAUCAAAUGCCAUCUCUAAGAAUGAAGGCCAAGUCAAGCACGGGUUCUUUAAGAGAAAAAAAUGGUCUCCGUGUGUGUCAGAAGUCUAGCGUGAUUUGUAAAAGACCGUGCUGUCAUGUCAGGGUUUCCCAACAAGGAGCUGAAUUCAGUUCAUGCAUUCAAAACUCUCAUGAUGAUUCAUCAAAUGUAGACGUGGCCCCUCAAGGUUUUGAAACUGAUGGGGCUGAUGUUCAGCAACUAAUUUUGGAUGAAGAAAAUUCCGAGCUUCAAAAACAGCUCUCAGUUUUUGUCGAUUCUGCAACAGUGGGGAGAAUGGAAACUGCCCACAGCUGUGCCUCAAACUUAGAGACAAUAUUCUCUCCUUUUCUGGAGUCAAUCCAAAUAAACAAUCAACCUAAUAUUGACAAUAAUGCAGGGAAUAGUGACAGCCCUGAAGUGUCAGCACUAGGCACUGAUGAUAGUGAUGAUAACAAAAGCUCAUUUGGCAGUCAGACGUGUAACGUAUCAGAUUUCUUUAUAUCUGACAUGAUAAUUGCAAGCAUACCUUUUGAUGGAAAUGCUGUUGAUGAUAACAUCUCUGGAACUGAUGCAUUUCCUGAUUUCAAGUGUUCUGAGCCAAGCAUGUUGUUUGACGUGGCUGAGCAAUACAUGAUAUUACCUUUCCUCGAGGACACUGUCAAAGUCAAUGAAAUAAAUUAUGUUAACUUGCAUGAGGAAGCCAUGAUGGCUCAAGAUAAUACUGGUAUACAUCUAGCCAUUGGUCAGAUGAGAUCGUGUGUAGAGGACUCUGAUGUUAACUCUGACUCUGAUAAAGCAGAUGACUUUGACCCACAAUCGUUUAUAAAAAGUUUACCAGAACUAUCUGAUGUAGUGUCAAGUUUCCGGCCCGCUGCAACUGCCAUGGAAGCUCGGAGAAGGAAGCCCAUAACUCUUGUGCUUGAUUUGGAUGAAACUCUUGUCCACUCUACUCUUGAACCUUGUGAUGAUGCUGACUUCACCUUUACAGUCUUUUUCAACAUGAAAGAGCACACUGUGUAUGUAAAGCAGAGGCCUCACCUCCAUAAAUUUUUGGAGAAAGUUGCAGAAAUGUUUGAAGUUGUUAUCUUCACUGCAAGUCAAAGCAUUUAUGCAGAACAACUACUGGACAUACUGGACCCAGAUAGAAAGCUCAUAUCCCGGCGGGUUUAUCGUGAAUCUUGCAUUUUUUCAGAUGGAAGUUACACUAAAGAUUUAACAGUAUUAGGUGUUGAUCUUGCAAAAGUUGCUAUAAUUGAUAAUUCACCACAGGUUUACAGGUUACAAGUGAAUAAUGGGAUUCCUAUUAAGAGUUGGUUUGAUGAUCCAUCCGAUUGUGCACUAAUUUCAUUACUUCCCUUCUUAGAGACUCUGGUUGACAUUGAUGAUGUCCGCCCUGUCAUUGCCAAGAAAUUUGGUAACAAGGAAUAAGAGCACCUUUAUUUCUCUAGCUAGCUUUCAAUAUAAUUCCUUGUCUUUCUAUUUGCUUUUAAAAUUUAGCCUCUAAUUAGAUACCCAGUUCUCAUUUUCUCUUUAAAAUUAACCACAAAAUAAGCUAUCAUUUGUCUUCUUGUCGUGUCUGCCUUUUUUUGCUUGUUUCCUUUUCUUUCUCCCCUUAUUUGACGCCCUGUGGAGUUCUCUUAUCUAAUUUUUGUUUAUCAAAGGUAAUGGUAGAAAAUGUCUCUGUUUAUUUUAUUGUACAGUUUCAGUUUCAAUCAUAUAAGAUUGUAUAUGAAUUAUUUGUGAAAUAUAAUCUUGCAGAUUCCUGUUUGCUA
Gossypium raimondii (Peruvian cotton) is the source of this 2123-nucleotide messenger RNA. RefSeq lists its product as uncharacterized. Bases 340 to 1779 code for a protein of 479 amino acids. Lineage: Eukaryota; Viridiplantae; Streptophyta; Magnoliopsida; Malvales; Malvaceae. The transcript has 7 exons. The record is from RefSeq and is a predicted model, not a curated record. Gene Ontology annotation, molecular function: phosphoprotein phosphatase activity.